AUGACCCGUGAAGAAAAAAGCUUCGAGACCGAGAUUCUCACCCAGCAGAUUCGGGAAUUUACUCGCUCGUAUAACAAAAGCAGCAACAAGUUAAGAGAGGAGGAUGUUUCGUCCCUGUUGAAUGCGGUCCGGGAAUUGGAAGCAGCAGUUACGCCCACCGAGGAAUGGAGCUGUCGUCUCGCCGCUGGGUAUCAGAGCAGUAUCGCAAUGUGUCUGUUUCUCGACUGGAAAAUUCCCAGCAUGAUGUCCAAGACAGAGGAGGCUACCAUGUCGUUGGAUCAGUUGGCAGAGGCAUUGAACGUAUCCAAAGGGUUGGUUCGGUGUCUGAUGAGGGAGUGUGUGAUGCAGCAAAUUCUUCACGAGCCAUCCCCAGAAGUAUACCAGCUGAAUAGGCACUCGCGCGGCUUGCUUCAAGAGGGUUUUGCGGCCUGGGUGCAUUACAUCUCUGAUGUUGGGCUGCGCACAGGGGCCUAUGUGUCGGAAUACGUCUCUAGCAUUAGUGGUCGCCUGCUGGACUGCCCUCAUCGAACUCCAUUUCAGAUGGGAUUUCAGACCGAGAAAACAUUCUACGAUUACUAUGACAGGUUCGACAAAGCUCGCGGGGCCCGGUUCGAUCGAUCGAUGGAAUGGCAGAGUGUGAAUCAACUGCCAGUCGAGCAGUUCUUUGAUUUCAGCCAGCUCCCCGCAGGCGCCGUGGUUGUUGAUAUUGGAGGUGGAAAGGGACAUAUUUCCCUUCGAAUUGCCCGGCAGCAUCCCCAAUUGUCCUUUGUAGUGCAGGACUACGAGGUCAAAAGCCCCACGACGACCGGUGACGACGACUCGCGGCAGCUACUACAAAGGGUGCAAUGGCAAGCACAUAGCUUCCUUGAGAGACAACCUGUACAGGAAGCCGAUGUUUACCUGAUGAGCAACAUCCUCAUGGACCGAACCCUAACUGACGCUCGCGAGAUCAUCAGGCACACGGCUCGGGCCAUGACUCCUAACAAGUCUCUUUUGCUGGUGGAUGAUUUGAUCGAUCCUAAGACAGCGGGGAUCAUGUCCGCCUCAGCCAACUGGGAGAGUCUGCACAUGCUCGCCUGUUUUGGCACGCUUGCGAAGAGCAUGGAGGAGUGGAGGAAUUUAUUUUCUCAGGCCUGUCCGGAGCUUGAGAUCGUGGAGAAAUUUAUGAUUUCAGCAGGCAGGGUGUGCUUCGUGCUUAGAAAAACCGCUUGA
Messenger RNA from Penicillium expansum, 1212 nucleotides. RefSeq names its product Winged helix-turn-helix transcription repressor DNA-binding. The transcript has 5 exons. Bases 1 to 1212 code for a protein of 403 amino acids. Gene Ontology annotation, molecular function: O-methyltransferase activity. NCBI's taxonomy places the organism in Eukaryota, Fungi, Ascomycota, Eurotiomycetes, Eurotiales, Aspergillaceae. The record is from RefSeq and is a predicted model, not a curated record.